UUCCUCAACGAUGCCAUACGCCAUUAAAUAGAAGAUGGUGAAGAAGAACCAGCAGCAGCAGAAGAAGAAAAAUAAAUGCUCCUUGUUAGUGUCACCAAGUGUAACUAGUAAUACCUUUUACUACUACUACUGUCUCGCUCGACGGCGUAAAAAGCAGGUGGAAAGUUUUGGUAUAGCCCUAGUGGAAGUAGUCAAAACCCACAUUUUCCACACACGGCAGUACAACCGCGUUUAUUCUCUGAGGAACAGAAGGUCUGACAAUGGUGCUGAAAUACUGCCAGCAGCGACUCAGACCUUUUGUUUAUAACCACCCAGAACAACGGCAUAACAUUUGUUUUACUGAAGAUAGAGUGAACAAGUCUUCACUCCGGCCGACUUUGACAGCCGUUAACAUAUCGCCGUGCUCCCGGUGUGCCACCGCUCCAGCGUCCAGCAUCUGUACGAGGCCUCUAUGGAGGGACCGAGGACCGGGGUACGGAUGCACCGCUGCUGGCAGUCAGAUGUCUGGAAGAGGUAACUGGGGACACACAGCCUUAACUAACGAACUGAGCACCUCCAUCAGAGCCUUUCAGCAUGACUUGAAACCAGAUGUACCGAAGUCUGAAGGCCAGAAGCUGCUUUUUGAUACUCAUGCAGUUGUGCGACUCCUCGAAGAAAAUGGUUUCACUACACAGCAAGCUGAGGUGAUGGUUAGAUCCCUGGUGAGGAUGACAAACUCUUACAUGGAUGUCAUCUCCGGUGACAUGGUAACCAAAGUACAGCAGGAGAUAAUGCUGCAGCGUGUAAUGUCCCAACUGGCAGCUGUAAAGAAAGACAUGGUGAUUCUCGAGAAGAGUGAGUUCUCCACUUUACUAGCAGACAAUGAGAAACUCAAGAUCCAGUUGUUGCUGCUCAAAGUCCAACUGGCUGAUGUAAUGAAUAAAGUGCGCUCGGAUAAUAUUUUGGACAUGAACUUGGAAAAAAGUCUUGUAAAGGAAUUGAAAGCAGAGCAUGAGAAGAAGCUUCUGGAAACACGAACUGAGAUCAUAGAAAUGACUGCAGAGCAAGACCGUCAUCUGACUCAGACCAACAUGAAGACAGACACUGAAGUGGCUGGUUUGAAAACCAUGUUAGAAUCUCAUAAACUGGAUACUAUAAAAUACCUGGCAGGUUCAGUGUUCACCUGUCUGACUGUGGUCCUGGGUUUCUAUCGUAUUUGGAUGUGAACAGUUAUCAGUAAAGAGUUAAAUGUGCCAAAAGCCGGGUGCACAGUAUUCAUGUUGGCCCUAUCACUGGGCCCUGCGGUUGGUGCCAUUAAUCUACUGGGUCCUACAACAGGAAACUCCAUUCUCUUGCCCUGCCCUUACGGUGUUUACUCUUCCUGUGAGCUGCCUUCAACUUCACGCUAGCAGAAAGAUUGUAAUUAAGACUUGUGACCUGUGGUAACACGUGAACUUUCAUCAUUUAGAGACCAAUUCUCAGUCAUGUCUGAUCUGAUUUCAUUGGAUUUUGUUCCUCAGUGUGUAUUUACUACUGCAAUCUUAUUCCUUUACCAUCAUUUUCUGAAAGAAUGAUAAACGGAGAAAUUAUUCAAGCACUUAAGAUUUCAAUCUGGUUUUGAUCAAAUGCAAAUGUGAUUCUGUAAUUAUUAACACCCCCAGCAAAUUGCUGAUAAUUAAUAAAUUGCCGUUUUACGUGCCCAUUGCUAUGUUUGGCUGCUAGGACACUGUCGAUAAAUGUACUUAAGACUUUUUGACAGUUCGGGUAUGUUGCUGCACUAGAGAGCGAUUAGGGAAGUCCACUCCAGAUUGUCUGUAAAUAAUCAGGUUACUGUUUUAAGUUAAAGUUCGGGUUUUUUCAUUUUAUGUUUCAUAAAUAUUUUAUGGCUUAUAUAUACUGUGUAUAUAAAUUGGGCUGAAACUCAAGAACGGCAUACAACUCUAUUACUUCACUACAUCAUCACAGAUACUUUCUCCAUCUAGUGUGUUGUUUCAAAAUGUUUUAACGAGAGCUUGGACUGAUAUUAUUUAAAUAUAAUAAAUUGUCAAUAAACAAAUACCAUGUACUAACAAGUUGUUUCUGUUCAUGAUG
Molecule: messenger RNA, 2070 nt
Organism: Monopterus albus (swamp eel)
Lineage: Eukaryota; Metazoa; Chordata; Actinopteri; Synbranchiformes; Synbranchidae
Gene: mcur1
Product: mitochondrial calcium uniporter regulator 1
Exons: 9
Coding region: 261-1205 (314 amino acids)
Biological process (GO): calcium import into the mitochondrion; positive regulation of mitochondrial calcium ion concentration
Cellular component (GO): mitochondrial inner membrane; mitochondrion
Source: RefSeq, a predicted model, not a curated record